GUUUAAGAACUUGACUGAAUUUAUUUGAAAUUACAAGAUUUAUAAGACAAAAAAAGGAAAAUUAGAGGAUUGAAUUGGAAAAAAAACUGUUAAAAUUAUAAAAGCAAUGCUGUGUAUCAGGAAAAUUUAAGAACUAGGCAGCUUAUCCACUGGACUAGAAAUCUGUCCUGUUAACAAAGUUUCAUUCGGAUUUUAUAUAUCUGUUAGAUUGAAUUUAUACGUAAUUCUCAGAAUUUCCUAGACUUUAUACGUGAGUUUCAAAAUUCUUGGGGGCCGGGCCCCUUCCAGCCCUUAGAUCUGGACACACCAAUCUGACGGUUAAAGAGUGAGAAUGACUAUUUAAUUAAUGACACGGGUAGUUUGGGUAUUAUGAAAAAUUACAAAAUAUACAAACCGGACAUACAAACAGUAUAAACCAUACAACACAAACACAUGCGAACAAUACAAACUAGGGCGAUAAAACAUACAAACAUAUUUACAAACAGUACAAAAUAUACGAACUAUACAAACAAUACAAACUAGACCGACAAACAUUACAAAACAUACUAAUAGUACAAAAUGCCACUACUUACCAUACAUAAUAGUAAACUUGUAUUACAAAUCAAUGAAUACAAAGUAUACAAAUCACAAUAUAAAGUAUACAAACUAGACAAACAAACAUUACAAAUUAAAAUGUAUACAAACAAGUCAUAGAAACAUUACAACAAUAAUAAAUAAAAAUGACAAUCUAUAAUGAUAAAUGAUACAAACCGAAUUGAUACAAAAUCACAAAACAUACUUACAAACAUUACAAAACCGCCCGACAAAUAUAACAAAACAGACGUUGUCGCCGAAAAAUCUCCCAUCGCCGGGAAAUCCUCGCCAUCGCUGAAAAAUUCACCGAUGACGAAAAACUCUCUCUCUCACUGCGCGGAGCUCCAUGGAGAGGAAUGUAUUUCCCAUGACUAUUUAACCAUGUAAACAACAAGUAUCAUAUCAUAUGAUGGCGUUAUAGUAAUAGCUAGCCUAGCUCCAUUAAUAUGAUUCCAUGUUAGUAAAGUAUUUUGUAUGAAUUUUUAGCAUACAUAAUUUUAUUAUGAUGGUAAUUUGCUCAAUUUCUCUUAUAUAGGAUAAAUUGAACAUGGCACUCUAUAUGAAAUGCCAAAGUCAGCAUGGCAACAAAGUCUUUUGCUUCUUCUUCGAAACAGUCUACCGAACAUAAUGUUUCAAACAGCGGCGGAUUCGGCCCAGCCCUUUUGCUGGUAGAGAACUUAGAACACGUUAUACUUCCAGGCCCUCUCAAGUCUCACCUCCUCAUGGGCCCAGCCCUCUCUGUCUCCCCACCCAAAACCCAAUUCCAAUUGUUCCAUGUUCCUCUUUGCUCUGCCCCCAAAAAACCAAAAGUUGUUCCACCAGUCCCUCGUUGCUGAUUUCCUUCAGAAUAGAAGACCAGCAUGCAGCAUCCUAACAGUAGCAGUGUAGCAGCCAGCAGACCACCUCCCAGCCUCCACUUGUCGCUGUCGUCUCUUCUGCAAUUCUGCUCGGUGAGUUUUUCUCCAAGGCUUUGACGCGGAGCGGCGAAGGGAAAUGUAGUUGUUGCUUACUUUUUGAUCCGACCUAAUUUUGGUGCAAUUUACUGAUUAGUGAUUAGAGUGGACAUUGUGUUUUUGGCCGGCAAAAUCUGUAUUAGAGUUGGGAAUGUCGAGUUGCUUUUCUUUUACUAGUAGCUCGUUUCUGCUUAUUAAAUUUUUUGGUGGACAAUUAGAGGUCCGGCUUUUCUCAUAUAUUGUUCCUGCGGUAUUUAUAUUCAAUUCUAAUUAAGAAUCUUACCUUUACUUAGGGAGGGGUAUUGGUACCACGCUCUUCCGUGUUCGUAGGUUUACUCCCCUAUGCAUCCUGACUGAGGCCUCAUAAACAUACAUUUCCCUUAUGCAUCAUUUACUGACGCAAUUGAUUUGCCCUUCCUUCUGAUUCCGAUUAUGAUGGAAAUGCAAAAUCUGUAUUAGCCCCCCUUCUUCUUUUCACUCCGCUUAACCUUAUCCCCCUCUAGUGGUAUUUUGUUGAUAGAUUCUAUAGGAACUGGACGACCUUAUUUGGUCAAAUACCUAGCGACAAAAUCCUAGAGCGAUAAAGAGAAAAAAAUCGGUUCACUAAAUCAAAAUAUCGUAUGUACAAUUGACAUUAGUAUAAAAACUAUAGUUAUUAUAUAUUUUUGUUGACGGUACCUAAUUUUCUAUUCAAAUGCGGCCCAUUGCUUUACUUCAUCCUGGAUCCGCCGCUGGUUUCAAAUAUAGGUGUCAAUCGGGCGGGUUCGGGCUGGGUUCAAUCGGGUUCGGGUUAAAACGGGUUGCGGGUUAGUCGGGUUGCGGGUUCAUCGGGUUCGGGUUCAAACAGGUUGCGGGUUAGUCGGGUUGCGGGUUCAUCGGGUUCGGGUUCAAUCGGGUUGCGGGCAAAUCGGGUUGCGGGUUCAUCGGGUUUUGGGUCGGGCGGGUUGCGGGCGGAUCGGGUUUCGGGUUGUUCGGGCCAGCGCAUCAAGUAACUUAACUCAUUACUCAUUACCAACUUACUCAUUUUAUUACACUAAUUUAAAAUAUUUUCUCAACUUUUUAACCAAUUUAUUUCUACCUCGUAUAUAUAUACUUUAUUUUUUUGAAAAAAACUAGUCAAAAUGUUAAAUCAAUUUGUAUGACUUGCAAACUUGUUAUGUAAUUAAUCAUAAUGGGUAAAUUAUUAUAGCUAAUAGUAAUGAUGAUAUCAAUAUUUGCAACCAAAAGACACUAUUAAUUGUUUAUUUGAUAUUUUAGUAUUAAUUCAGUAGUAAUUGAAUUAAAGUAUCUCGUUUAGUAUAACCAUGCAAAUAUGGUAUUUGGCGUGUGGUAUUUGGCAAAAGCAUAGUGAUAAAAGGAGUUAUUUCGAAAUAACUCAUUGCCCAAAUAACUUCAGUAAACUGUUGCCAAACGAGUUAUUUGUAAAAUUGUUUGAAUUAUCCUAAAAAUUGAACCAUUAAAGAUUAGCUAUCAAAUUUAGUAAAAUUAUUGUGACUUCAAUCAUAACUUACUCAAUAGCAUAUAUCCUAUACACUUAGCCUUACCCUCAAUAAACAAUAUUAAGUUAGUAUUUGUUGUUGAUUGUAUACCCUAAACCAUCAAUACAUUAUACACUAACCACAUAGUCUAUACCCUAUACCCUAACCAUAUGUCUUUGAGUUGUGAUUUUGCUAGUAUAGUUAAUUUAAAAGUGAAAUUCAUACUUUGAUUUUCAAAACAUAGAUAAAAAGUGAUAUUUGCUAAUUGUUAUACCCUAACCAUAUAUCAUAUACUUUGCACCACAUACCUUGUACCCUAACCACGUACCAUAAACAUAAAUUAAAAAGGGAUCU
This is a messenger RNA of Linum trigynum, 3358 nucleotides long. The record is from the annotation of a GenBank genome assembly. NCBI's taxonomy places the organism in Eukaryota, Viridiplantae, Streptophyta, Magnoliopsida, Malpighiales, Linaceae.